This is a messenger RNA of Knipowitschia caucasica, 1278 nucleotides long. NCBI's taxonomy places the organism in Eukaryota, Metazoa, Chordata, Actinopteri, Gobiiformes, Gobiidae. The record is from the annotation of a GenBank genome assembly.
AUGGCCGCGGAGCAGGAGGUGCAGGAAGUGAAGGAGGAGGAGCAGGAGGAGCUGUGCGAGCCCAAGCAAGAGCAGCAGGAGGAGCCCAGCGCACUGGGGGCGGAGCUAAAGGACGACCUGGGGGCGGAGCUAAAGGAUAAACCCUCAGACUCUCCACUCGACUCCAGAGAGACACAGAUAAAAGAAGAAGAGGAGGAGGAGGAGGGGCGUGGCCUGUUCCCAGUGAUUGUCAGCGUCCGCAGUGAGAGAACUUUUUCCUGCAGCGUCUGCAGCAGACUCUUCAAACACAAACACGCUCUCACUCUGCACCACAAGGCCCACCGCAACCGCAGACCCUUCAGUUGUUCAGUUUGUGGCAAAGCCUUCACCCACAAGUGCUACCUGCAUCUGCACCAGAGAACUCACCGCGACAGGGUCCCACAGGCCUCUGAGCACCAGAGGACUCACCGCCCCAGGGUCCCACAGGCCUCUGAGCACCAGAGGACUCACCACCCCAGGGUCCCACAGGCCUCUGAGCACCAGAGGACUCACCUCCCCAGGGUCCCACAGGCCUCUGAGCACCAGAGGACUCACCGCCACAGGGUCCCACAAGCCUCUCAGCACCAGAGGACUCACCGCAGACAGCCCCGAAUACCUGAAAGAACUAGUGAAGCGCGCUGUCCUCCUAAAGUUCAGAGACAGAAGAGGAGCCUCACUACAGACAGACCCUUCAGCUGCUCAGUGUGUGCCAGAGCCUUCACCCACAAGUGCUACCUGCAUGUACACCGGAGGACUCACCGCGACAGGGUCCCAGAGGACAGUGUGCAUGAACAGCCGGAGCCCUGCCCCUCAGACUCAGACUCAGAUUCGUCUGAGAGCUGGACGCCUGAAGACAAACGCAGGAAGUGCCAGAGACGAGAGAGCCCACAGCAACCUUUCAGCUGCUCCGUCUGCCACAAGUGCUUUAAGAGCAGCUCUCACCUGAAGGAGCACUCUGUGACUCACAGCGGGGAGAAGCCCUUCAGCUGUUCCCUCUGGGAGAGGCCUUUCAGCUGCUCAGUCUGCUCUAAACGAUACAAAGACAAGAACAAGCUGCAGAAGCACAUGCGGCUGCACGGCGGGCUGCAGUGUGCGCAGUGUGGGCGGGGCUUCGCUCUGCAGAACGCUGCCCUCAGCGUCCACCGGGGGCAGAAGCACCGAGCGGCAGCGAGGUGUCACAUGACCUCAGCCCACACGCUGCGCAGGUGCUCAGUGCGGCUGCAGCGGCUGCAUGUGACCUCUGACCCCUCUGACCUGUAA